Fimicolochytrium jonesii is the source of this 549-nucleotide messenger RNA. Its product is annotated as PSP1 C-terminal conserved region-domain-containing protein. Bases 1 to 549 code for a protein of 182 amino acids. The record is from RefSeq and is a predicted model, not a curated record. NCBI's taxonomy places the organism in Eukaryota, Fungi, Chytridiomycota, Chytridiomycetes, Spizellomycetales, Powellomycetaceae. Gene Ontology annotation, cellular component: cytoplasm. The transcript has 3 exons.
AUGCAAUCCUACUCAUACCAAUGGCCGCUCUAUGUGGUCGAAUUCAAAGCCGGCCGCAAAGAUUUCUUCCACACUACCGCCCUGUAUGGCAUGCCGGUGAAACGCGGCGAUCUUGUCUUGGUUGAAGCUGACCGCGGCAAAGAUCUCGGAAAGGUCAUCCACGACAACAUUCAAAAUCUCCAAAUACUUCAGAUGUAUCAGGCACAACACGUGGACUCCCUCCCGGAGUGUCACAGUCCCACCAAGGAAGUGCAUCCGAAAAGAAUAUACAGAGCAGCCGGGCCUGCGGAGGUGACGAUGCUCGUCUCCAAGAGUCAGGACGAAGCGAAAGCUAUGGCAAUUUGCCAAGCUAAGAUUCGGCAGAAAAGGUUACCGAUGGAGAUCGUUGAUGCGGAAUAUCAAUGGGACCGGCGGAAAUUGACCUACUACUUUGUGGCUGAGGGACGAAUCGAUUUCCGCGAAUUGGUACGCGAGUUGUUUAAAAUCUACAAGACACGCAUUUGGAUGUGCGCCGUGAAUCCCAUGAAACCCCUCAUACCUGAAUAUUGA